This is a messenger RNA of Gaeumannomyces tritici R3-111a-1, 1716 nucleotides long. RefSeq names its product monothiol glutaredoxin-5. Gene Ontology annotation, biological process: ubiquinone biosynthetic process. The transcript has 2 exons. Gene Ontology annotation, molecular function: 4-hydroxybenzoate polyprenyltransferase activity. Lineage: Eukaryota; Fungi; Ascomycota; Sordariomycetes; Magnaporthales; Magnaporthaceae. The record is from RefSeq and is a predicted model, not a curated record. Bases 321 to 1568 code for a protein of 415 amino acids. Gene Ontology annotation, cellular component: mitochondrial inner membrane.
ACGGUGGCUUGAGGCGCCUUAGAAACGGAAAUGGUUUAAAAAGGCUCGAGAAGUGACUGAGAUGGUGGGUACGAUGAAUUUAUGCUGAGACCGUUCGAGCCAUCCAGGGGGUUGGUUAUGCUGAGGUAUCGUGAAGGUGUUUACACCCAGGUGGGCUCGUCUGACCCUUGACUUGCCUUGUUGCCCUCCUCACUAGCGCCAGGAGAAUCUGAGGUAAUGUAUGCUUAGGUGUUGACCUUACAAGAAGUCCAUUAACACACAUAAACAAGAACCUCUACUCUUUCAUCCGGUCACAUGGGAGCUGUCCCCGUGCAGCACCGAUGAUCGCUUCGCCCAUCCUGAGGCGGCUUCGGCUGGUCUCAUGUUCGUUGACGGGCGCAAAUAUGGCGGCCAAAGGGGCAUCUCGGCCGAGUCUGAUGCACAGCGGCACCUUUGGGCUGAGGAAUCAUAGCCCACGCCCAGUAGGCCUGUCGUGCUAUCACGCCUCCAAGACUGCCCUUGCACCACCCCUACCGGUUCUCAACCAGGAGUCUCCGUUGAAAUCGCAAGGCCCCGAACCCACGGCCCUAAGCACCGGUGCCCCGGUCCUGGCCCCGGCCCCGCCCAAGUCAUGGAUUCUGUCGCGCCUCCCGGCCGCAUGGGUGCCCUACGGCGAGCUGAUCCGGAUCGACAAGCCCGCGGGGACCUACUACCUCUUCUUCCCCACGCUGUUCUCGACCCUCAUGGCCGCCCCGAUGACCACCCCCAUGACCGACCCGGGCGCCGUCGUCGGGACUAGCCUCCUCUUCUUCACGGGCGCCCUGGUCAUGCGCGGCGCCGGCUGCACCAUCAACGACCUCUGGGACCGCAACCUGGACCCCCACGUCGCCCGGACCCGGCUGCGGCCCAUCGCGCGCGGCGCCGUCACCCCGCUCCAGGGCCUCGUGUUCACGGGCGCCCAGCUGCUGACGGGCCUGGCCGUCCUGCUCCAGUUCCCGGCGUCCUGCUUCUUCUACGCCGUCCCCAGCCUGGUCCUUGUCGCGGGGUACCCGCUGGCUAAGAGAGUCACGUACUACCCGCAGUUCGUCCUUGGGCUCACCUUUUCCUGGGGCGCGAUCAUGGGCUUCCCGGCCCUGGGCGUCGACGUGCUGUCCAACGGCUCGGCCCUGGCCGCCAUGGGUCUCCUCUACAGCUCGAACGUCGCGUGGACGGUGCUGUACGACAUGAUCUACGCCCACAUGGACAUCAAGGAUGACGCCAAGGCCGGCAUCAAGAGCAUCGCGCUGAAGCAUGAUGCGCAGACGAAGCAGGUUCUUACCGGCCUGGCCGCCGUCCAGAUCGCUCUUCUCGCUGGGGCGGGUGCUGCCGCUGGUGCUGGGCCGGCCUUCUUCAUCGGCAGCUGCGGAGGCGCCGCUGUCACUCUAGGCCUCAUGAUCAAGCGAGUGAAUCUCAAGAGCGUCAAAGAUUGUUGGUGGUGGUUCGUCAAUGGUUGUUGGAUCACGGGAGGGGCCAUUGCAGCUGGCUUGGCCAUUGACUAUGGCGUUCGCUACACCAAGGACGAUGAGGCUGAGAACAAAGUCUCUAGCUGAAAAUGGAGACUCGAUACUGCCCUCUGUAUAGCGUCAUAGAGUGGGCAGUUGAUGUAUACCACGGCCACGAGCUGUCGCCUGUACAAUAAUAUAGACACGAUUAUAGACGCGAUUACGGGGAUGACAACAUUCGUACCCCAGCCCAAGC